GAAAGGCCAGAUCAUGUAUUCCAACACAUUGCACUAUACUCCAGCAGAGCCUCCAGGGACAGUCAUCCGAGCUGUGCCCCUUACAUUAAACAUCCAGUGCCUAUACAAUAGAUUUCAUUAUUCCUACAAAAUGGGCUUCCUGCCUGUGGUGAGGGAGCACAUGUUUCACAAGAUUUUUGAACGCAGGGCCAAGUUUAGUCUUUAUGUGUGUAAUGAACGCUGGGAAAGACUCGAGGGAAAUGGGAGAUUUGUGCUUGACGAACCCAUGUAUUUUGAAGUCAGUGCUGCUUAUAUAUCUGAGGACGAAAGGAUUUUUGUUGACUCCUGCUAUGUAACAGCAUCAAGAGACCCAAAGUCUAUUCCACAACACAAUGUUAUUUGUAAUUAUGGGUGUAUGGAGGACAGCAGAAGACAAGCAAGUCUCUCACGCUUUCUCCAAAGACAGUCGAACAUUAUAAGGUUUUCAGUCGAUGCCUUUUUACUCCCCCAAGUUACUGACACGCACUUUUACCUACAUUGCACAGUAUCGGUUCACAGUGCCACUACAAGUGCCAUAGCAAAGUCAUGUAACUAUAACAAUGUAGAGAGAAGGUGGGAGGAACUCUACACCGACGCAUCUGUUUGUGCUUGUGAUUCCACAUGUGAAAUUGAAUCAUCUUCUUCUUUGCCCCAUGUGACACAAUCUAUAACAAGCAAACCCUGGAUUUUGGACAAAAACAAACAAUCUUUAAUCCAGACUAUGGAAGGGUGGGUCAAUGUUCAAGAGGACACAGAAGAGAUGAAGUUCAAGAGUGCAGAAGGAAUCGAUGAAGAGGAAGAAGAUGGUUACACUGUGGAGAUUGUGACAGAUACUGAAGAACAAAUAGAAGCAAAAGAGAAACAUAAAAAGAUGCCCAUGAAUGAUUUAGAUGAGGAUGUAGAAGUAAUUGUUGGGACAGUGGAAACAACUACAGAGUUAAAGGAUAAAAAGGGUGAUCGUUCUGGAAAAGUAAUGCUUGUUAGGGAGCAGAAGAACAGGGUUGUAAAGAUUGGAGAGGAUGCUGGGAGACACGAGAGCACAAGUAGAACUGAAAUUGUUAAACGGCCUAGUGUUCAGUUCAUGGAAGAGCUUUCGGAAGAUGUUAAUAAUGACCAAGCAUCCAGCAAGAGUGGAGCACAAGAAAUAAUUCUCAUUACCAGAGAAGAACUGUCCGAAGAUAAAAUACAGCCUGAAGAUUUUGAGAAGAACAUUCAAGUACAAAAUACAAUAGGUCCAUCACAAAUAGUGAUGGAUGAAGAGAUAUUUUUAAAUGGUAAACAUGAAUCAGUGGAGUGGAAUCAAGAUAAACACUAACUAUCCUGAUGUGGGAGAAAUGGAGGACUGACUUUUGAGGUCGUUCCAGGGUCUCCAAGGUACCUUGAAUGACCUUUUUUGGAGUUGCAUCUGUGGGGCCAAAGAUCUCUGCAUACUUUAUGGAUUCAACUGAAUUCAAUAUACAAGUAGUCACAUUUUCUGUACUUGUAUUGAAAAGUAUGCAUUCUUUAUACUGUGCUAACAUUCACUGUAAUG
Sinocyclocheilus rhinocerous is the source of this 1549-nucleotide messenger RNA. Its product is annotated as zona pellucida sperm-binding protein 3-like. Bases 14 to 1333 code for a protein of 439 amino acids. Lineage: Eukaryota; Metazoa; Chordata; Actinopteri; Cypriniformes; Cyprinidae. The record is from RefSeq and is a predicted model, not a curated record. The transcript is spliced from 8 exons. Gene Ontology annotation, cellular component: extracellular matrix. Gene Ontology annotation, molecular function: acrosin binding. Gene Ontology annotation, biological process: binding of sperm to zona pellucida; positive regulation of acrosome reaction; egg coat formation.